Molecule: messenger RNA, 1901 nt
Organism: Acanthochromis polyacanthus (spiny chromis)
Lineage: Eukaryota; Metazoa; Chordata; Actinopteri; Pomacentridae
Gene: ldlrap1a
Product: low density lipoprotein receptor adaptor protein 1a
Exons: 10
Coding region: 98-964 (288 amino acids)
Cellular component (GO): early endosome
Source: RefSeq, a predicted model, not a curated record
GCACCAGUCCAUCUUCCCAUCAGCAGUCCGGUCAACAACAUUCUCCAGGAGGAACCACCGCAAACUUCACCGACUCCCCGCUCUUCAAAACACCGACAUGGAUGCCCUCAAGUCGGCUGGGAGAGCAAUUAUCCGGAGCCCAAGUAUGGCGAAACAGUCGUGGACUGCCGGCAGACACAGAAAGCUUCCGGAGAACUGGACUGACACACGGGAGACCAUCUUAGAGGGCAUGACCUUUAACCUUCGUCACCUCGGCAUGACACUAGUGGACCAGCCCAAAGGAGAAGAGCUGUCAGCAGCUGCUGUAAAGAGGAUUGUUGCCACGGCUAAAGCCAGUGGGAAGAAGCCUCAGAAAGUUGCUCUCAAGGUUUCUCCUCAGGGAAUCGUUCUUUGUGACAGCUCAACCAAUAAACUCCUGGAGAAUGUUUCCAUAUACAGAAUAUCCUACUGCACUGUGGACAAACUGCAUGAUAAAGUGUUUGCUUAUAUCGCUCAAAAUACCCUCAACGGGACCCUGGAGUGCCACGCCUACCUCUGCUCCAAGAGGAAAGUGGCUCAGGCAGUAGCCCUGACAGUAGCCCAGGCCUUCACAGUAGCCUUUGAGCUCUGGCAAGUAGCCAAAGAAGAGAAAGGGAAGAGAGUGAAAUCUGGCUCUGCUGGAGAGGCCAGCAGCAGCUCCUACUCAGAGAGAUCGAACAGCAUUGGGAGUCUGAAAGGAACAGAUGUUGCCACAGACAGCCUUUUGGCCUUUGAGGACAGUGUGAAUGUGGUGGUGGAAACCAACGGAAACGUAGAAGAGGAUCAGCUGGAUAACCACCGGCCCUCUGAGACCAAUAACAACGCUGCCUGGGAAAUAGAAGAUGGUUUGGAUGAAGCCUUCUCAAGCUGUGCUCUGGAUAGCUAUGGUUCAUUUCCAGACUGGCAGUGUCGCGUACUAACCCCCAGGUCCUGGACACUGGGGUGACGCCCCAAGACUUGCUCACUGAACCCGACUGGGACAACGCCAAUGGAAACACUCCUAACGGUUUGAGUCCGUUUGGGGACGAUAUCUUUGGCUUCUGACCACCACUGCACAGCGGGGAGAGAGAUGACAACUAGACGGAGGAAGAGGCGUCUUCCUACGAUUUAACAUGAUAUUUCGUGUCUAUUUCAAAUGAGGCUACAGUAAGUCCUCAAGGGAACAAGUGUAGAACUGUGAGAUGAAGUGUGGCCUCUUCACCUUGUUGUUGCACUCUUCACAUGAGCCGUUCUUCCCUUCUCUGUGGAACCAGCACAGGCUGCUGCCCCUGCACACCAAAGCAAUAAUAACAUCCUUUAGUGUUACUACAUCUCUUCUGUUGUUACGCUGCCAACAUUAGUGCUAACGUAUGUCCACCAAGUCAUCUUCUGUUAGCAUGUGUUUUUCUUUUGUUUACUUAAAUUCUUCCGUUUCUGUAGUUUGGGCAUCAUAAUCAGUAUUUUGUAUGUGUUUAGUUAUAAUUUAUAGUUAUUUUUUUAUGGAUUGCAUAGGACUUGAUUGUACAGACUGUAUCAACAGGCCUUAAUAAUAACAGCAGGACAAUCAGCUAUGAUUAUACCGUCAAAUUACAAAAAAAGAAAUUCUUAAGUACAACAUGAGUGGAUUUAGUCUAGUGAGGUUUUGGCCUUUGUCUUGGAUGAAAAUUGAAGAUUGUUUUCUGUCUAUAAUCUGAAAAUCAGUGUGCUUGUUCUAUUUAUAUGAAAUCUUCCAGUGGCUCCUUCAAGACUUAAUGUUACAGGCAUUACUUUUUCGCUGCAGCAGUGUAACAUUCUUCUCUUGAAAUGAAGCCCAGAUGUGUUCACAACCCGCUGCGGCCCUUUCAUUGUACACUUUAAUCUACCAGCAUUGUAAAGAAUUGAAAUAUAUUCAUGAAUACACAGUA